This is a messenger RNA of Lentinula edodes (shiitake mushroom), 657 nucleotides long. RefSeq lists its product as uncharacterized. Lineage: Eukaryota; Fungi; Basidiomycota; Agaricomycetes; Agaricales; Omphalotaceae. Bases 1 to 657 code for a protein of 218 amino acids. The transcript is spliced from 2 exons. The record is from RefSeq and is a predicted model, not a curated record.
AUGCUGCGUGUAACUGCUGUGGCCAUCAUCUUUGCCGUCCUACUUGGAGUAUUUUCCUCUCCCAUUACUUUGUCACCUCCCUACGACCUUAAAACGCAGGUGCCGUCAUUGCUGCCAUACCGUAAUAGCAAGGAUAAAGACAACCGAUUCCGUCGACUUGGGCUCAUGCGAUGGACUUGGAAGACUGAUAUGCCCCAGUGGGAAAGCGGCUCACUUCGUAUUCAUGGAAAUUUCGCUAGAUCUGACCGAAGUUUCAAUGGCAUCGUCUCCAAAGACGAGAACUGGGCCAUAUGCAUUGGCAUAGAAUGUUUCGUGGCUACCAUGAAAUCCGAUUGGACCCAGGUUGAAUCUCUCCAAACAUUCCAACUUCCUAAGAGGAAAACAACGGGCUUCAUACAAAUCACAGGACUUCAAGCUACAGUCAACUGGGGCAAUGAUCGGGAGAGAGAGCAACGUUGGAGGGCAUUCGUCGGUGCUGUGUCCCAGUCAAAAGAUAUCUUGGAAUUUUACAAUCAUAUGAUGCACCUCAUGCUUAAUGACAGCAUGCUGUAUGGAGCGGACGGGUCGAUAUCGAAAGAAGUGCCACCUCUUUGGACUGCACACUACAAUGCCAUGCAGCAUGCGCGGGCCAUUCCCACCCUUCAAUCCUCCCAGUGA